Molecule: messenger RNA, 720 nt
Organism: Macrosteles quadrilineatus (aster leafhopper)
Lineage: Eukaryota; Metazoa; Arthropoda; Insecta; Hemiptera; Cicadellidae
Exons: 1
Coding region: 1-720 (239 amino acids)
Source: RefSeq, a predicted model, not a curated record
AUGUUAGGUGAUGCUAAUGGGAAGAUUGGACAGGAACCAGUAUGGAAAGGUACAGCGGGAGGGAAUAGCCUCCAUAAAGAAAGCAAUGACAAUGGAAUGAGAUUGUUGAGUCUGGCAGUUGGCUGUGACAUGAGGGUUAUGAGCACGUUUUUCCCAAGGCAGGACAUCUACAAGGCAACAUGGGUAUCACCGGAUGGUCACUCCAAAAACCAAAUAGACCAUGUACUAAUUGAUAGACGACACUCUAGUCAUAUUACAAAUGUACGCACCAUACGAGGAGCUGAAUGUGGUUCAGACCACUACCUAGUAUUAGUUAAGGUGAAACAAAGAAUCUGCAUUGAAAAAAGGAAGGGACAAGAAAUUCACGAAAGCAUUGCAGUUGAAAAGUUGAGAGAAAAGGACACAGCUAAGGAGUUCAAGAUUAAACUAUCCAAUAGAUUUCAAAUCUUGGAGGAACAAGAACAAAAUGACAAACUCACUAUUGAGGAGAGAUGGACGUCACUACGAAACACAAUACAAAAAUGUGCUGAGGAAGUUUGCGGGAAGAAAAAACGAAGCAAAAACAAACCCUGGUUUGAUGAAGAUUGUAGAACAAUGAUAAAUGAAAGGAAACAAGCUAAAGACGUUUUGUUGAAACAUGGAAGAGAGAUUGACAGAAGGAACUAUGAGAUUAAAGCAAAAGAAACAGUAAAAAUUCUCAGACGGAAGAAAAGAGAAUAG